Chara braunii is the source of this 2473-nucleotide messenger RNA. The record is from the annotation of a GenBank genome assembly. NCBI's taxonomy places the organism in Eukaryota, Viridiplantae, Streptophyta, Charophyceae, Charales, Characeae.
CCUCGUUGGAAGUGGUGAUUGAUACAUUCCUAUCGAUCGAUCAGGACCGUGAUGGAUACGUCACGCAAGAUGAGCUGUCACUUGUGAUUAUGGAGUCGCCUUUGAAGAAACGGACAAGCCAGCUUAACACACGGCGAUUUGUGGAAAUGGACUGGGACAAUGAUGGUCGAAUCAGUUUUAGAGACUUCCUUCAUACUUUUGUUGGAUGGAUUGACCAUGACGACGAAACCGAGACUGCAGCAACAUCAUCUGAAGGGAAGGCAGAGGCUUCUGAGGUCAAGCCUCAGAUUCCGCUGGACCCUUUAAAGGCUGAACUGCAGGCCCAGGAGGAGAAACUCCGCCAGCAGGCCCAGGCAGUUGAUACUCUAAAGGCUGAGUUGAAGAAGAAAGAGGAAGCAACCCAGAAAGAGGCAAGGCGAAAGUUACUGAUUGCAGUUGUGGAGAUGAUCAGGGGAUGUGCCAUCUUUAGCAAGAUCGACCUCAAAUCUGGCUAUCACCAGAUUGAGAUGGCUGAAGGCGAUGUCCACAAGACAGCCUUCAAAACCAGGCUUGAUACAUUAGAGGCUGACAAAGUUGAGUUAGAGGGCUUGGAUGACUCUGGAAUGAAUGAGCCCAUGAAAGUGUUGAGGAACAACAUGUUGUCGCUGCAUGCGCACGUGGACAGCAGGUUGGACUUCAUGCAGAACACUUUGGACCAGAUCCUGGACGUUCUGACCAGGCCAGGAUUUAGGCCACCAGCACAAUCGCCGUUGCCGUUAUCGGCGAUGUCAGGCCCCUUUCCAGUUCAAGCUGGUACACAACCAAGUGGUACGUCUGCACCAGUCGCACAGACUGUUGCAUCUUCUUCUUCGGGUCCAGCGGUGGGAGCUACACCACCGCAACAACCUGUUCAGCAAUCUGGACAGCCGCAGGGUCAAUUGUAUCCUAAGACCCCAAUGAAACCGCCUCUUGCCUUCUCAGGCGAGAAGAAGGACGAAGAACUCAACACAUGGUUGAGGACCGUCGCGGUUUGGGUGAAGGCAAAGAGGACCUUGCCUGAGGAUGAAGUGGUAACUGCUGCAUCUUACCUCGAGGGUAAGGCAGCCAAAUGGCUAGAUGGUGUAGUUGUGAAGGCAGGGUACGGGCGACGCAUGGCGGACUGGGUUAAGUCAUUAACGUUAGACCAGUGCAUGGAAAUGGUAGAAGCUCGAUGGCAUAAUCCACAGGAGGCACAAAGAGCCACUGAUGUGAUUAACAAACUGGACCAACGAAAGUUCAAGUCGGUCAUUGAGCUUACGACUACCGUUGAGAGCCUGAUCCUCGUCCCUGGCAUCAACUAUAGUGACCAGUUCCUGUUAACAACCUUUGUUAGAUGUCUUCCUGAGAACAUCAGGAACUUGCUGGCCAGCGAGGCACGCCUCGAGUACCAUUCAUUUGAGACAUUGUCUAGGAAAGCCUUAGAUUUGGAGGCCACACUGGGCAAUGCUCAACCCACUCAGAAUGACACGAAGAAGAAGAAGAGUCCUCAUGAAUGGAAGAAGAAGGGGGCUAAGUUUAUGAUGGUGGAGUCCGAUGGGACUCAAACUGAGAUCGACGAGCUCACAGACCUGAUGGACUAUACAGAGUUUGACGGCGAGGAGGUAGCUGAGGGUAGCACCCUCGCCGCGGUAGUCAAGACUAAGGCAGGUGGCCGAGGGAAGGGCCAACCAAGGAGUCAAGGGAAGGCCGCCUCCAAUCAGACCAAGCAGACUGAUUGGGUGAAGGCAAGUCUUGAUCAAGACGUGUGGCGUGACCGCCGAGUGCGUGGCGCUUGUAUCAACUGCGGGGAAUACGGUCACUCGCAGUACAAGUGCCAGAACGCAAAGAUACCCUCCCCACUUCACGAGAAGGCCAAAGCUCAUGACUCCUUAGUCACCCCGCAGACUCAUCUAGACCAAACUAUGCUCUGUACGUUCGAUGUGUCUGAUGCCUUAGAAGACUUGGAGAGGCAAUUGACACCGAGAACGGGUAAGAGCACUCUGCGUCCAUUUGCGCUGUUGGACGGAGGCGACAGCAGCAAGCAGCCAUCCCGAGAGGGCAGCCCUCGUAAAGGACGACGUAAAAAGAAGGAACGGGACUAGCUGUUUGUGAAAUGAGCCAUCAUCGUGAUGCAAUAGAACGCAACGAGGAAAGUUUGCCAGGCUAUGAAUGCUUUCUUCUGUCCGCCUCGAUCAGUGAGGGAGGUCAAGUUGUGAACCGGCUGAAGCCAAUCGAGAUAUGGAGGUAUGAUUGUCGCAAGAAGGAGACCCAUGGUUCCGACUUGCAAGCUAUGGCCACUAUGCUCAUGCGACUGAUGACAUCAUGCAUCAUCUUCCCGGAGACUUUACGAGAAGCAGGCGUGGUGAAGCAUCUCAUCAGAUAAGGCACAUCACGAGGAGGUGUAGAUUGCCUCAGCGGCUCUCAUUGUGGCUGCUGCAGGCAAUUUGGAGGCGGAGUGGAAAUCGCUCCAGAACGC